This is a messenger RNA of Labeo rohita (rohu), 7643 nucleotides long. RefSeq lists its product as uncharacterized. Gene Ontology annotation, cellular component: membrane. The transcript is spliced from 15 exons. The record is from RefSeq and is a predicted model, not a curated record. Bases 72 to 7292 code for a protein of 2406 amino acids. Gene Ontology annotation, biological process: G protein-coupled receptor signaling pathway; cell surface receptor signaling pathway. Lineage: Eukaryota; Metazoa; Chordata; Actinopteri; Cypriniformes; Cyprinidae. Gene Ontology annotation, molecular function: G protein-coupled receptor activity.
AUUUCAGAAAUAUAUGUCUGAUCUGGUUUACUGAAUAAAUAUUAAACACAGUGGACUAUCAGACUGUCAUAAUGACAUUCGUUGUUUUUAAAAGUGUUGCGUGGUCACUGUUGACUAUCCUCUCUUUCAUCCAGUGUUUCAUAGCCAUCGCUACUGCUGAAUCAAGAGCAGCAGUUAGUCCAGUUUCAGACUGUGAGCUUGAUAAUGAAACAUACAUCUGCACUGGUGCUCAGUACCACAUGUACUGCAACACAACAAUGCAUCAUUUCUACUACCAGAAAUACCAAGACCAAUACCAAUACCACUGCAUAAGUAAUGACUGUAUCUGUAUUGCUAAUAAGGACACCUGUACAUGCUACUCUAAUACUUCAUCCUGCUUCUGUGAGAUCUUUAGCAAUAGCACCACUGUCCUUACAGCGGUUAGGCCAGUUUUUGAAUGCGAACUUAAUAAUGACGUGUACAUUUGCACUGGUGCUCAACACCGCAUGUACUGCAACACAGCAGUCCAUUAUUUUAGCUACUCCAAAUAUCAGUACCAAAACCAAGACCAGUAUGAUUGCUGGACUAAUGGCUGUGGCUGCCGUUUUAAUACUGACUCCUGUUGGUGCUACAGUUAUGCUUCAUCCUGCUCCUGUACAAAUUAUGGCUAUAGAAUCUCUUCAUCACGUAAUCCAGUGCCUGGCUGUGAGCUUUAUAAUGACAUGUACAUCUGCACUGGUGCUCAGUACCGCAUGUACUGCAACACAAGAAUGCAUAGUUUCACCUACCGGAGAAAUCAAAACCGAAAUGAAUACUACUGCUGGAAUAACUGUAACUGUGCUGGUAACAAGGACACCUGUACAUGUUCUAGUAGCAGUUUGUCCUCCUGCUUCUGUGAGAAUUACAGCAUUGCUCUCACUACUGCAGUUAGUCCAGUCACAGACCCUGGCUGUGUUAUUUAUAAAGGUAUGUACAUCUGCACUGGUGCUCAGUACCGCAUGUACUGCAACACACAGAUGCAUGAUUUCAACUACCAGAGAUAUCAGUACAAAUAUCAAUACCAGUGUGUGAGUAAUAACUGUAACUGUAUUGGUAACAAGGACAUCUGUACAUGCUAUAGUAAGACUUUGUCCUCCUGUUUCUGUGAGACUUACAGCAAUAUAAUUGCUCUCACUACAGCAGUUACUCCAGUCUAUGACUGUGUGCUUUAUAACGACACCUCAUACAUUUGCACUGGUGCUCAGUACCGCAUGUACUGCAACACAAGUGUAAAUGAUUUCUAUUACAAUAGAAAUGAGCACCGCUGUGCAAGCAAUACCUGUGACUGUCGUGGUAAUAAGGACACCUGUACAUGCUCUAGCAGUACUUCAUCCUCUUGCUUCUGUACAAAUUAUGGCAAUAGCAUCCCUGCAGCAGUAAGUCCAGUCUAUGCCUGUGGGCUUUAUAACGACACAUACAUCUGCACUGGUGCUCAGUACCGCAUGUACUGCAAUACAGCAAUGCAUAGUUUCAACUACCAAAGAUACAGAAACCAAAACCAGGACCAAUACCAAUGCUUAAAUAACAACUGUGACUGCCGAGGAAAUAAGGACACCUGUACAUGCUCCAGUAGCACUUUGUCCUCCUGCUUUUGUGAGACUUACGGCAAUAGCAUUGCUCUCACUAGAGAAGUUAGUCCAGCUUAUGGCUGUGUGCUUUAUAAUGACACAUACAUCUGCACUGGUGCUCAGUACCGCAUGUACUGCAAUACAAGAAUGCAUGAUUUCUACUAUCGGAGAUAUCAAAACCAAAUUCAAUAUGAAACCCAAUGCAGGAAUAAUGACUGCAACUGUGUAGGUAAUAAGGACACCUGUACAUGCUACAGUAGCACUUUAUCUUCCUGCUUUUGUGAGACAUACGGCAAUAACAUCACUGUCCCUACAGCAGUAAGUCCACUGAGAGUCCCUCAGUGUGAGCUUUAUAACGACACAUUCAUCUGCACUGGUGCUCAGUACCGCAUGUACUGCAACACGAGAAUGCAUGAUUUCUACUAUCGGAGAUAUCAAAACCAAAUCCAAUAUGAAACCCACUGCUGGAAUAAUAAUUGUAACUGCGUUGGUAAUAAGGACACCUGUACAUGCUACAGUAGCACUUUGUCCUCCUGCUUCUGUGAGACUUACGGCAAUAUCAUUGCUCUCUUCACAGCAGUUACUCCAGUCUAUGACUGUGUGCUUUAUAACGACACCUCAUACAUCUGCACUGGUGCUCAGUACCGCAUGUACUGUGACACAAGUGUAAAUGAUUUCUAUUACAAUAGACAUGAGCACCGCUGUGCAAGCAAUACCUGUGACUGUCGUGGUAAUAAGGACACCUGUACAUGCUCUAGCAGUACUUCAUCCUCUUGCUUCUGUACAAAUUAUGGCAAUAGCAUCCCUGCAGCAGUAAGUCCAGUCUAUGCCUGUGGGCUUUAUAACGACACAUACAUCUGCACUGGUGCUCAGUACCGCAUGUACUGCAAUACAGCAAUGCAUAGUUUCAACUACCAAAGAUACAGAAACCAAAACCAGGACCAAUACCAAUGCUUAAAUAACAACUGUGACUGCCGAGGAAAUAAGGACACCUGUACAUGCUCCAGUAGCACUUUGUCCUCCUGCUUUUGUGAGACUUACGGCAAUAGCAUUGCUCUCACUAGAGAAGUUAGUCCAGCUUAUGGCUGUGUGCUUUAUAAUGACACAUACAUCUGCACUGGUGCUCAGUACCGCAUGUACUGCAAUACAAGAAUGCAUGAUUUCUACUAUCGGAGAUAUCAAAACCAAAUUCAAUAUGAAACCCAAUGCAGGAAUAAUGACUGCAACUGUGUAGGUAAUAAGGACACCUGUACAUGCUACAGUAGCACUUUAUCUUCCUGCUUUUGUGAGACAUACAACAAUAACAUCACUGUCCCUACAGCAGUAAGUCCACUGAGAGUCCCUCAGUGUGAGCUUUAUAACGACACAUUCAUCUGCACUGGUGCUCAGUAUCGCAUGUACUGCAAUACAAGUCUACAUGAUUUCUUCUAUCGGAGAUAUCAGUAUCAAAACCAAGACCAAUACCAGUGCAUGAAUAAUAACUGUAACUGCGUUGGUAAUAAGGACACCUGUACAUGUUCCAGUAGCACUUUGUCCUCCUGCUUCUGUGAGACUUACGGCAAUAGCAUUGCUCUCACUAGAGAAGUUAGUCCAGCUUAUGGCUGUGUUCUUUAUAAUGACACAUUCAUCUGCACUGGUGCUCAGUACCGCAUGUUCUGCAACAAAACAAUGCAUAAUUUCUACUAUCGGAGAUAUCAGAAUCAAAUCCAAUAUGAAACCCAAUGCUGGAAUAAUAACUGCAACUGUGUAGGUAAUAAGGACACCUGUACAUGCUCUAGAAGCACUUUAUCUUCCUGCUUUUGUGAGACAUACGGCAAUAACAUCACUGUCCCUACAGCAGUAAGUCCACUGAGAGUCCCUCAGUGUGAGCUUUAUAACGACACAUUCAUCUGCACUGGUGCUCAGUACCGCAUGUACUGCAACACGAGAAUGCAUGAUUUCUACUAUCGGAGAUAUCAAAACCAAAUCCAAUAUGAAACCCACUGCUGGAAUAAUAAUUGUAACUGCGUUGGUAAUAAGGACACCUGUACAUGCUACAGUAGCACUUUGUCCUCCUGCUUCUGUGAGACUUACGGCAAUAUCAUUGCUCUCUUCACAGCAGUUACUCCAGUCUAUGACUGUGUGCUUUAUAACGACACCUCAUACAUCUGCACUGGUGCUCAGUACCGCAUGUACUGUGACACAAGUGUAAAUGAUUUCUAUUACAAUAGACAUGAGCACCGCUGUGCAAGCAAUACCUGUGACUGUCGUGGUAAUAAGGACACCUGUACAUGCUCUAGCAGUACUUCAUCCUCCUGCUUCUGUACAAAUUAUGGCAAUAGCAUCCCUGCAGCAGUAAGUCCAGUCUAUGCCUGUGGGCUUUAUAACGACACAUACAUCUGCACUGGUGCUCAGUACCGCAUGUACUGCAAUACAGCAAUGCAUAGUUUCAACUACCAAAGAUACAGAAACCAAAACCAGGACCAAUACCAAUGCUUAAAUAACAACUGUGACUGCCGAGGAAAUAAGGACACCUGUACAUGCUCCAGUAGCACUUUGUCCUCCUGCUUUUGUGAGACUUACGGCAAUAGCAUUGCUCUCACUAGAGAAGUUAGUCCAGCUUAUGGCUGUGUGCUUUAUAAUGACACAUACAUCUGCACUGGUGCUCAGUACCGCAUGUACUGCAAUACAAGAAUGCAUGAUUUCUACUAUCGGAGAUAUCAAAACCAAAUUCAAUAUGAAACCCAAUGCAGGAAUAAUGACUGCAACUGUGUAGGUAAUAAGGACACCUGUACAUGCUACAGUAGCACUUUAUCUUCCUGCUUUUGUGAGACAUACAACAAUAACAUCACUGUCCCUACAGCAGUAAGUCCACUGAGAGUCCCUCAGUGUGAGCUUUAUAACGACACAUUCAUCUGCACUGGUGCUCAGUAUCGCAUGUACUGCAAUACAAGUCUACAUGAUUUCUUCUAUCGGAGAUAUCAGUAUCAAAACCAAGACCAAUACCAGUGCAUGAAUAAUAACUGUAACUGCGUUGGUAAUAAGGACACCUGUACAUGUUCCAGUAGCACUUUGUCCUCCUGCUUCUGUGAGACUUACGGCAAUAGCAUUGCUCUCACUAGAGAAGUUAGUCCAGCUUAUGGCUGUGUUCUUUAUAAUGACACAUUCAUCUGCACUGGUGCUCAGUACCGCAUGUUCUGCAACAAAACAAUGCAUAAUUUCUACUAUCGGAGAUAUCAGAAUCAAAUCCAAUAUGAAACCCAAUGCUGGAAUAAUAACUGCAACUGUGUAGGUAAUAAGGACACCUGUACAUGCUCUAGAAGCACUUUAUCUUCCUGCUUUUGUGAGACAUACGGCAAUAACAUCACUGUCCCUACAGCAGUAAGUCCACUGAGAGUCCCUCAGUGUGAGCUUUAUAACGACACAUUCAUCUGCACUGGUGCUCAGUACCGCAUGUACUGCAACACGAGAAUGCAUGAUUUCUACUAUCGGAGAUAUCAAAACCAAAUCCAAUAUGAAACCCACUGCUGGAAUAAUAAUUGUAACUGCGUUGGUAAUAAGGACACCUGUACAUGCUACAGUAGCACUUUGUCCUCCUGCUUCUGUGAGACUUACGGCAAUAUCAUUGCUCUCUUCACAGCAGUUACUCCAGUCUAUGACUGUGUGCUUUAUAACGACACCUCAUACAUCUGCACUGGUGCUCAGUACCGCAUGUACUGUGACACAAGUGUAAAUGAUUUCUAUUACAAUAGACAUGAGCACCGCUGUGCAAGCAAUACCUGUGACUGUCGUGGUAAUAAGGACACCUGUACAUGCUCUAGCAGUACUUCAUCCUCCUGCUUCUGUACAAAUUAUGGCAAUAGCAUCCCUGCAGCAGUAAGUCCAGUCUAUGCCUGUGGGCUUUAUAACGACACAUACAUCUGCACUGGUGCUCAGUACCGCAUGUACUGCAAUACAGCAAUGCAUAGUUUCAACUACCAGAGAUAUAGAAACAUAAACCAAUGCCAGUACAGAUGCGGGAGUAAUAACUGCGACUGCACCGGUAAUAAUGACACCUGUUCAUGCUCUAUUAGCACUUUGUCCUCCUGUUUCUGUGAGACUAACAUCUUCACCCUAACCACAAUCAGUCCAACUACUGCAGUUCCAAAUAUCACACUGCCGGAUGAAUGCAUGAGUCAGGUCACAGAAGGAUGUCUUCAAAAUGUUCUUGAUCAAAUUGAGAACAUUACAGCUCAAGUGCUCCCUGUGACUACUGUGAUGAGCAUUUUGAAUGUGGCCUUCAAUGCUUCAGAGAAGAUUUUAGAGUCAUCAUCAUCAUCAGCAAACCCAACAGAACUAGCCUCCUAUGGAAACCGCAUGUUAAAAACCAGUGAGAAACUAAUUUCUACAUUAGUGAAACCGACAGACACGAGUGACAAUGUCAGUAUUAUUCUUCCAACUGUCGAGGGUCAAGUCUUUAUGGUUGGACCAAAUGUCAUCUUAAAGAAAAUCCCUCGACUUGACACAACAAAUUCUUCUGUUGAGAUCGAUCUCAUUGGGAUUGCCAAGAAUAAUAAUGAAGGAUCAGCUGCUGUGGCUUUCAUGAGCUACAACAUGAUGGAGAAUCUGCUGAAGCCAGACUUCUUCAAUGCAUCAAAUGACACGAUUAAAACUAUGAUGUCCACUGUGAUCUCAGUUACUCUUCCCAAAACCACCAACACUAAACUCACCAAACCAGUCAACUUCACCCUCAGACACAUCAGAGAAUUUGAUCCCAAUGGUUCUCUGUUCUGUGUGUACUGGAAUAUCAGCGAGUGGAUUGUAGAUGGUUGUUCUGUUUUAAAGACCAACAGCAGCUACACUGUGUGUUCCUGUGAUCAUCUGUCGACAUUCGCUCUCAUCAUGCAAACCAGCCGCCCACCAGAGAGCGACUCACUACUGGAUCUGUUGAAUCUGUUGUGUGUGAUCGCGGGGCUGGUGUUCUUCAGUUUGGCCCUGUUGAGCUUUGUCCUUUGUCACUGGAGUCCUGGAGUGAAUAAUGUGGCUCGAAUCAACAUCUGCAUCAGUCUUCUGUUGGCUCACCUUCUGUUCCUGCUCACACAGCAGUUCCUGAGUGUCAUACGGCCUCAUCAGGUGUUGUGUGCCGUGAUCUCAAGCCUUCUGCACUUCCUCUUUCUCUCCGCGUUUGUGUGGAUGUUCAUUGAAGCUGUGAUGCUCUUCAUCUGUGUGAAGAACCUAUCACAGAUCAGCUCCAAAAAGAGGGAGGUGCUUAGCAGUGGAUUCCUGUGUGUGAUUGGAUAUCUGGUUGCUCUGGUUGUGGUGUGCGUGUCUAUUGGUCUGGUUCCUGAAGGAUACGGCAGUGAACAGUGCUGGAUUAAAAGAGAUAAAGGUUUUAUCUGGAGUUUCCUGGGUCCUGUUUGUGUCAUACUAGCAUUAAAUAUGAUUCUCUUCAUCAAGAUCGUCAUCACUCUGAGCUCAACUCUCAAAAAUCUCAAUGCUGAAGUUUCACAGAUGAAACAAACCAAGAUUAUGGUGUUUAAAGUACUGGCUCAGUUUGUGGUUCUUGGUUGUCCCUGGUUUCUGGGUUUCUUCACUAAUGGCAAUAAAAUGCUAGAGAUCCUUUUCCUGAUCUUGAACUCCCAGCAGGGAACCUUCAUCUUCCUGAUCUAUUGUGUCCUCAACAGUGAGGUCAGGCAGCAGUACAGGAAGUUCUUCAGAUGUCUUUGCUGUGGAUGCAAAAAACACUGAGGACUACAGCGUCAUGUUCAGGAAAUGUGCCAUUAUCAUUAGAUAUUACAUGACAGUCUUUGCUUUUAUCUAAAAAUGAUCAAUUAUUCAAGUCUUAUUUCAUAUCUGUCAUUCAUUUUGAUGUAAAUAUAUUAACCAAGUUUGCUUUUUUCAUGAUGGAUGGUUUGUCGCCUCUUUCUUUUAGACUGUGUGUGAUUUAUUGUACUUCAGACCCCUCAAGUGGUUUGUGUUUUUACUUUAAUUGCCUCUAUUUUCAUACAAGAAUAUUUAGUGUGAAAAUGGCAAAUGAUUUGUAAUUAUUUUGUUACUGAUAUUAAUUAGUAAAAAUUCUGUCAAUGUUUCCUUGUAAUU